UUGGGGCUAAGCUUAUUUUAUAUUCUGCGAAACUUAAAUAUUUAAUGUAGCUUUUGAAGGGAAGUACCAAAUAUGUACUAAAUACUAAAUAUACAGUGCUAAAAAUGCAUUCUUUAAACAAAACAAGAAAAAUGUACACAUUUGUCAUCACCUGUGACAUAUGUUGUUUUUUCCUCUCUUACUAAGGUUUUUCCCUGAUCUGACCCUCUCCUUUAAUCAAUCCACAUCUUCAUUUAUCCUACCAUCUGUCACAGGGAUCUCUUACUCAUUUCUGCUUUAUAUAAUUUUCUCAAUUUCAUUCUCAUUCCCAAAGAUUUCUUGUGUUUGGUUACUGAUCCCUGUUUGCCCUUUAUAAAACCAGCUCUGCCUUCCCUUUGGUAGCAUGUUGGACCACAUGUCCAGGCGUUCUCGCUCCCUGAUCUCUCUUUUCCUGACCUCCCUUGCCCUCGCUCUAUCUGUGCUGGCUUUCUGUACGUCUUACUGGUGUGAAGGAACGCACAAGGUGGUCAAACCUCUCUGCCUUUCACCUGUCAAGAUGAAGAACUGCGGACAGAACAACAGUGAACCUUACACUACAGAAAGCCCCACCUCGGAUCCUCAGAACAUGUUACCAACAUUAUUACCAAAGCGAAGAGAGGAACUGGCCAGGAUUCGACAAAGACAAUUGGCCAAUGCAGUGCACUACAUUUGGGAGACAGGAGAAGACAAGUAUACCUUCAGAUAUUUCCACACAGGAUUUUGGGAGUCCUGUGAAAAGCAUGCUGAUGGAGAACGAUGUCGUCGGUUCUUGGAUCUCACUCCUGGAGAGACUCAUGGGGUUCUGUGGUUGUCAAUGAUUGCUGAGUUCAUGUACAUCAGUUUGUUGGGCAUGGGCUUUCUACUCAUGUGGGUGGAAGUGUUGUGCGCUCAUAAAGAAAUGCAUGCGCUCAAAAUCAACGCUUUCGCAGCCAUAUGCACAGUGCUCUCAGGACUUUUAGGGAUGGUGGCUCAUAUGAUGUACACUACUGUAUUUCAGCUAACUGUGAUUGUAGGGCCCAAAGACUGGAGACCUCAGACGUGGGACUACGGCUGGUCAUUUGCGCUUGCAUGGGUGUCUUUCAGCUGCUGCAUGUGUGCUGCAGUUAUGACCCUUAAUUCUUACACCAAAACAGUCAUUGAGCAGCGUCACCGCCAGAGGCUUCGAUUAGAGGAGGCCCGUGCUACAAGCCACGCUCCGUCCUAUGAGGAGGUGGUCCCAGGUGGUGGGCUGUACUCUGUCAGCCGCCUAUUACAGUGCCCAAAUGGGAUGAUAGACUCUAUGUGGGCAUCCGAUGGGAGCAUGGGACUGGUGCAAGAAAGCGAUGUGCCCACCCUGGUACUGUUUGGAGGAUGCGGACAAGAUUCAUGUGAGGACUGCGAGAGAGAGAUGGAUGAGAUGAAGGAGGCCAUGAAUGGAAUAGAUUCUCCUUGUUAAUCGAAGAUGAUGUGAGUUGAAGGGCUAGUUCACCCAUAAAAUAAAAUUUUGUCAUUAUAUUAGUCCUCAUCAUGCCUUUCCAAGCCUAUAUUACUUUCUUUCGUCUGUGAAAACUUGAAGAAUGUUAGUAAUCAAACAGAUUUGGUUACCACUGAUGCCCAGUGGAUGGAGAAAAAAAACAUCUUAUUAUCGUAAAACAUCUUAUUUUAUGUCACAAGUCACACAGGUUUGGUUUGACCUGUAAAUGAUGACAGAAUUUUCAUUUUGGGUGAAAUAUCCAUAUUUACUGUAGCUUUUAUAACAAUGGCCUUGCUUGUUUUGUUUGCCUGAAUAACUGACUGAUGAGCAAAAACUGUCUAUGCAAAAUGUCUAGAUGAUUUUUUUCAGAUAUGUCUGUGGCUGAAAUUCAGUCAGUUUGAGAUACUGUAUGUAGACACACAGUAGGUGUGAGAAAAGAGUCCCCCUCUGUGUGUGAGUGGAUUUCCAAGUGUGAGGAUUUAGGAAAAUGUCAUUUAUAUGUUGAAAGGUAUAAGCCUUUUGAGUGGAUUAUACUGAUCACAAAGCCUGUAUUAUUUUCAUGUUAUAAUCUAACCAAAAAGUUACAUCUCAUGUUCUCUGUAUUUUUUUUCUUGCUUUAUUUGAUUUAGAAUUUAUACCCAAACCAUAACAAAUCAUAAAAAAUAUAUUAAUGAAAUUAAAAUAAUGUAAAUUCUAAAGAAUUGCUAGAAAUAAAUAUCUAAUAA
Carassius auratus (goldfish) is the source of this 2196-nucleotide messenger RNA. Its product is annotated as germ cell-specific gene 1-like protein. NCBI's taxonomy places the organism in Eukaryota, Metazoa, Chordata, Actinopteri, Cypriniformes, Cyprinidae. The record is from RefSeq and is a predicted model, not a curated record. The transcript is spliced from 6 exons. Bases 383 to 1453 code for a protein of 356 amino acids. Gene Ontology annotation, cellular component: plasma membrane.